Dioscorea cayenensis subsp. rotundata (Guinea yam) is the source of this 933-nucleotide messenger RNA. RefSeq lists its product as uncharacterized. The record is from RefSeq and is a predicted model, not a curated record. The annotation marks the transcript as partial. The transcript is spliced from 5 exons. Gene Ontology annotation, molecular function: nucleic acid binding. NCBI's taxonomy places the organism in Eukaryota, Viridiplantae, Streptophyta, Magnoliopsida, Dioscoreales, Dioscoreaceae. Gene Ontology annotation, biological process: DNA integration.
AUGCUCGAGAGUGUUGUGGGGGUUGUACGGACCGAGAUUGCUGAGGCACAAGCAGAGAUAACAGAGGUUUGUGUGAUGCAGGCCACACAGUUCACAGAGUUCAUGGCACAUUUCGACGUUCUACAGCAGAUCCUCCAGAGAGAUGUUGCCUCACCAUUUGUGCCGCAACUCGGCACAUCUCAGGCACCUCCUGUAUCAUCCUCACCAGAUCCACCAGCACCGUUUAACAAUCCAGCAUGUUGCAAGAGAAAACACCAAUUAAAUGAACAUGAUGAGUGGCACUCCACGGCAUAUGAGAGUUCAAAGCUCUAUAAAGAAAAGGUUUUCAAAGUUUCAGACACAAGUGAUCGGGGAACACACUUUUGUAACACACAAUUAGAGAAAGUGUUAAAGCAUUAUGGAGUUCAUCAUCGCCUUGCGACACCUUACCAUCCACAAACGAGUGGGCAAGUGGAGGUUAUAAAUAGAGAGCUCAAGAGAAUCUUGACCAAAACAGUGGAUCAAGGUAAACGUAAUUGGUCUGAAAAGUUGGACGACACGCUUUGGGCUCAUAGAACGGCAUACAAAACACCAAUAGGGACCACUCCUUAUAAUUUCGUGUAUGGAAAAUCUUGCCAUUUACCGGUGAAGUUAGAGCACAAAGCAUAUUGGGCAAUUAAAUUGAUGAAUUUCGACUUGUGCAAAUCUGGAGAGCAACGAAUAUUACAUCUCAAUAAGCUUGAUGAAUGUAGGAUGAAGACAUAUGAGAAUGCAAGGAUAUAUAAGGAAAGAAUUCGGAAGUGGCAUGACAAGCAUAUUAAAAUCCCAAAAGACUUCAAAGUCGGCGAUCAGGUGCUACUAUUCAAUUCCCGUCUACGUUUAUUCCCGGGGAAACUUAAAUCAAGAUGGUCUGGUCCGUACACCGUAACCAAAGUUUCACCUCAUGGAGCCAUU